Messenger RNA from Stegodyphus dumicola, 1607 nucleotides. RefSeq lists its product as uncharacterized. NCBI's taxonomy places the organism in Eukaryota, Metazoa, Arthropoda, Arachnida, Araneae, Eresidae. The record is from RefSeq and is a predicted model, not a curated record. Gene Ontology annotation, biological process: regulation of transcription by RNA polymerase II. Gene Ontology annotation, molecular function: DNA-binding transcription factor activity; RNA polymerase II cis-regulatory region sequence-specific DNA binding.
UGUUUUUUUUUUUUGGGCUAAUUUUCUUCGAGAAGUUAUUAUUGUGUGAAAGGACUAUCCAGUUGUAUUAUAAUUGUUCUCAAUAAAUGGAUAUGUAAACGAAUGAGGUGAUAUGCUGCAAAUAUGUUAUUUGCGUAGUACUUGGGGAAAUGCUGUUACUUUCUAGUUGAGCCGAACGCGCCUAACCAUACACCUAAUGUGUUUCCUAUAUAUAAUAAAUCAAUCAAAUUAAAGUGGGACUUAAAUCAGCAUUUACUCAUUGAUACGGGAAUGAAAAUGCAUGCAUGUGAUGUCUGCAAUAAACCAUACCGACUAAAGGGGGAGUUAAAUAAGCAUAUGCGAAUUCACUCAGGAGAGAAGCCUCAUGUGUGUGAUGUAUGCAACAAGUCGUUUAUGCAAAAGAGUCAUUUAAAGGAGCAUUUGUAUAUUCACACAGGGGAGAAACCUCAUGUGUGCGAGAUAUGUAACAAGUUAUUUAGACAAAAGAGUAAUUUAAAGGAGCAUUUGUAUAGUCACACAGGAGAGAAACCUCAUGUGUGCGAGAUAUGUAACAAGUCAUUUCAACGAAUACGUUAUUUAAAAAGACAUAGACUUAUCCAUACUGGAGAGAAACCUUAUGCAUGUGAAGUAUGUAACAAAUCAUUUAGAUUUAAAGGCGAUUUAAAUAAGCAUGUGCCUAUUCAUACAGGAGAGGAGUGUCAUGUGUGCAAGGUGUGUAAUAAAUCAUUUCGACUAAAUUGUUAUUUCAACAAGCACAUGAAAAUUUACACAAAAGAAAAACCGUAUGUUUGUGAGACAUGCAAAAAGCCAUUGGGACAAAAGGAUAAUUUUCUUAUUUAUACAAGUGAGAAAUCCCAUUUCUGUGAGAUAUGUAACAAAUCAUUUAAACUAAAGUAUCAAUUAAAUGUGCAUAUGCGUACACACACAAAAGAGAAGCCUUAUGUGUGUGAUAUAUGCAACAGUUCAUUUAGACAAACGGGUCAUUUAAUCAACCAUAUGCGUGUUCAUACUGGAGAGAAACCUCAUGGGUGUGAGGUUUGUAAAAAGUCAUUUGCACAAGUGUACGAUUUAAGAAAACAUAUUCUUAUUCAUACUGGGGAGAAACCUUAUGUGUGUGAAGUAUGUAACAAGUUAUUUAGAUCGAAAUGUAGUUUAAGUAAACAUGUGCUUAUUCAUAGAGGAGAGAAAUCUCAUCUGUGUCUCAUAUGCAAACGAUCAUUUAGAAUAAAGGGUGCUUUAAAGGAACACAUGCGUAUCCACACAGGAGAAAAACCUUAUGUCUGUAAUGUAUGUAACAAAUCAUUUACACAAAACCAUUAUUUAAAUGAGCAUGUGGUCAUUCACACACGAAAAAAAUAAUAUAGAUAAUAAUUGAGGAUAUAUAUGUUCAUCCACAUAGAUGAGAAAUGCUGUGUGUGUGAUGUGUAUAUGAAGUCAUUUAGACCAGUUGUCUCCAACUUGGAUUGUGCUUAGGCUAUAUCCACGAUCUGAAAACAGCUGAUGAGACAGAAUUUUUGGCUGAUCUUUGGAAUAUGGCAACAGGUAGUUUGGCGACAUUUUGGUAAUGCGAUAAAGGUUACUAGCUAGGACUUUAGCAGUGUACAUGG